AUGCCUUCCGGGUACAAACAUGGCGACACCCCGAAAAAGGCCAUGGUCCGGGGCACCAUCUCCUACCUCGAGUCCCAGGGCCUGCCCGUCAAUAAGUCGGCCAUCUUCCGACACUUUGAUCUGUCCCGCUCUCAGGGCUACGCCGCGCUGAACAUCCCGGCGUCGAAGCGGAAUGAUCCGGAGUGGGAGGAGACGCGCGGGCGGCCCAGCAAGAUCUCCGAGGACGACCAGCAGAAGAUGGAGAACAUCCUGUGGGACGAGCGCUACGAGACGUCCAACCUGAACUGGAGCGGUCUGGCCAAGGAGGCCGGCGUGCAGAUGGAGUGCAACCCGCGCACGCUGCACCGCACCAUGGGCACCCUCAGCUACCGCCGAUGCCUGGGUUGCGCGCGCUGCUGGGUGCACAAGAAGGCCCGCGAGAAGCGCACCGAGUACGCCCGCCGCAUGCUCGACGCGUACCCGCAGCCGCAGGACUGGCGCCUCGUGCGCUUCAGCGGCGAGCUGCACUUCGGCUUCGGCCUGGACGGCAAGAUGCGCCUGCUCCCCAGGGCCGGCGAGAAGUUCUGCGCGACCUGCGCGCCGCUGCCCGACGCCAACUGGCCGCGCGACGUCAAGAAGGCGCAUGUCUGGGCGGCCGUGGGGUACGGCUUCAAGAGCGAGCUGGUGUUCUACGACGAGACGACGAACCCCAACUGCAUGGGUGUCAUGACCAUGCCCGAGUACCGCGACAAGGUGCUCGACAAGAUGGUCAAGCCGUGGCUCGCCGACCUCGGGCCGCAGGGCUUCAUCCUGGAGGAGGACGCCGACUCGUUCGCGCACGGCAGCGCCAGCAAGGUGAACAUCGCGCAGCAGUGGAAGGAGGACAACGGGCUGCGGUGCUACUUCAACUGCGGCGAGAGCCCGGACCUCAGCCCGCUCGACUCGCUCUGGCCGGCCAAGAAGCAGUGGACGGCCGACGCGCCCAAGGACUGGGAGGACGACACGCUGCGCCAGAUGGUGCGCGACGCCUGGGCCGCCAUCGACCAGGAGCGCGUCAACAUGUGGGUGGACUUUAUGCCGCAGCGCUUGAGGCAGGUCGUCGACACCGAGGGCAGGCUGGUGCCGUGGUGA
Ilyonectria robusta is the source of this 1110-nucleotide messenger RNA. RefSeq lists its product as uncharacterized. The record is from RefSeq and is a predicted model, not a curated record. The coding region runs from base 1 to 1110 and encodes 369 amino acids. The transcript has a single exon. Gene Ontology annotation, molecular function: nucleic acid binding. Lineage: Eukaryota; Fungi; Ascomycota; Sordariomycetes; Hypocreales; Nectriaceae.